AUGGAUCCGACCACACUCAAAAGACAGCGCGGGGUAGUAAAAAGCUCCUGCACUCGCGUCAGAACUUACUUAGAGUCACUUACGGACUCGAUUACACUCUCGAUAGUAGCUCAACACGAAGAGCGAAAAAAGAGGUUAGACGACUGUUGGUCGGAAUACAAUGCGUUGCAAUCUCAAUUAGAAGCGCAUGACGAGGCCGAAUCCAGCGAUCGGGCCAAUUUCAAAGAAACAUUUAUUACGAUAUCGGCCAAGAUCAAAGAGCUAUUACGGACGCCGGCACAAGCUAACAUCGAGUCAAUCCCUUCGACCUCGCAUGGCACGACUGAUUCUAGAUCUUAUGUUAAAUUACUCAAGCUAAAUCUUCCGACGUUUUCAGGCAAAUAUGACAAGUGGUAUCCAUUUUUUAAUACGUUUCAAGCCGUGAUACAUUCAAACUCGUCAUUAAACACCAUUCAAACGCUUCAAUACUUGAAGACUUCUCUUACGGGCGAGGCGGCCAACGUCAUCGAGUCGCUAGAGUUUUCAGAUGCGAAUUAUGAUGUAGCGUAA
Messenger RNA from Solenopsis invicta (red fire ant), 549 nucleotides. RefSeq lists its product as uncharacterized. Bases 1 to 549 code for a protein of 182 amino acids. The transcript has a single exon. The record is from RefSeq and is a predicted model, not a curated record. NCBI's taxonomy places the organism in Eukaryota, Metazoa, Arthropoda, Insecta, Hymenoptera, Formicidae.